AUGAGAACUGUUAUCUCACACUACGAGAACCCAAGAAACGUGGGCUCUCUUCCGAAAGGUGACCUCGACGUAGGCACCGGUCUCGUAGGCGCACCUGCCUGCGGUGAUGUUAUGAAGUUGCAAAUUCGUGUAGACGAGAAUGGCAUCAUUAGCGAAGUCAAGUUCAAGACCUUCGGAUGCGGGAGUGCCAUCGCAUCUAGUUCGUACUUGACAGAGCGAGUGAAAGGUCUCAGUCUGGAAGACGCGGGAAAGGUUAAGAACACGGAGAUUGCUAAGGAGUUGUGCUUACCACCUGUCAAACUUCACUGCUCAAUGUUGGCAGAGGACGCUAUUCGUUCGGCAAUUCGGGACUAUCGGUCGAAACGCACUCAGGCGGCCGACUCCAAGCAGACUGGUUUCGUCGACGUCACAGCAAAAUUCCUCUCCUGGGGAAACGGCUCAUGCCUAGUCGUAGAUUACACCUUACUAGCUUGCAUCUUUUCGCGCGCACAUAGUUGA
Molecule: messenger RNA, 498 nt
Organism: Pisolithus orientalis
Lineage: Eukaryota; Fungi; Basidiomycota; Agaricomycetes; Boletales; Pisolithaceae
Product: NifU-like N terminal domain-containing protein
Exons: 4
Coding region: 1-498 (165 amino acids)
Biological process (GO): iron-sulfur cluster assembly; intracellular iron ion homeostasis
Cellular component (GO): cytoplasm; mitochondrial matrix
Molecular function (GO): 2 iron, 2 sulfur cluster binding; ferrous iron binding
Source: RefSeq, a predicted model, not a curated record